Xylona heveae TC161 is the source of this 3509-nucleotide messenger RNA. RefSeq names its product Pkinase-domain-containing protein. The record is from RefSeq and is a predicted model, not a curated record. Gene Ontology annotation, biological process: protein phosphorylation; regulation of cytokinesis; mitotic cell cycle. Gene Ontology annotation, cellular component: centrosome; cytoplasm; nucleus. The coding region runs from base 90 to 3176 and encodes 1028 amino acids. Gene Ontology annotation, molecular function: ATP binding; protein kinase activity; protein binding. Lineage: Eukaryota; Fungi; Ascomycota; Xylonomycetes; Xylonales; Xylonaceae. The transcript has 4 exons.
AGGAGCUGAACAUCUGUGUUGCUUGCCAUCGUGAUUCAUCACUCGACUUCCCGCGUAAACAGGGUCCAUCUAUCAUCGCGGAGCUCACGAUGGCGAUGGAGGCCUUGUCACCUCAUCCUGUUAACAUACCUGUUCGGGCUCCAUCAAAGGGCGAGAAGGCAGUCUUAAAACCAGCACAGCCUGCGAAACCUAUGAAAGAGAGAGACCAUGCCGCAGCUCCGCCGACCCUGGUCGUGGAGCCUGAUGCCCUCGAUGGCGAACGUGGCGAACGAUAUGCGACCGGAGGAUUCUUGGGCAAGGGUGGAUUUGCGAUAUGUUAUGAGGGUGAACUUCUUGACCGUACUUCUCGGCGGUCAGGCCAUCGAUUCGCUUUGAAGAUUGUCAAAACUCAGAUGGCACAGAGGAAAAUGGAGGAGAAGUUUCGCACUGAGCUGCAAAUCCAUUCGAAAAUGCACCAUCCCAACAUUGUUGAAUUUCAUCGAGCUUUCACCUUUCAAUCGAGCACAUAUAUUGUGCUUGAAUUAUGCUCUAAUGGAUCUGUCAUGGACAUGGUUCGACGAAGAAAAUAUUUGACCCCGCCGGAAAUUCGUCGAUACACCAUUCAAUUAUGUGGCGCUAUCAAAUAUAUGCAUCAUCGCAAUAUCAUCCACCGGGAUCUGAAAAUGGGCAACCUUUUCCUCGAUGAACAUAUGAACAUCAAAGUUGGCGAUUUUGGAUUAGCCGCCAUUUUGAUGACCGACAAAGAAUCUCACUCUUACCAACGAAGAAUGACACUCUGUGGCACGCCGAAUUACAUUGCGCCGGAGAUUCUGGAAAAGGGUCGCAAAGGCCACGAUCACAGGGUGGACUUCUGGAGUGUGGGUGUCAUUAUUUAUGCCAUGUUUUGCGGCUCGCCCCCUUUUCAAUCACAAACGCAAGAGGAAAUUUAUCGAAAAGUUGCAAAGAGAGAAUACGACUGGCCUCAUCUUAGCAAGUGUCCCAACGACAUCCCGAAUGACGCAAGGAACCUGGUUAGCUCUCUGCUAGUUGAUGCAGACAGUCGUCCGGAUGCAGAUGAGAUUGUCAGUCAUCCGUUCUUCACGCGAGGAUAUAUUCCUGAUCGCAUCGAUCCGUGCUGUCGGAAACUCCAACCAAAGUGGCCAGAUAAUCGUCCGCCAGCGGAUGCAGCAACCCGAGCGAAGUACUAUCGGAAGUGGGCGCAACUCUGUCAGGCAUGUGGUGUCGGAAUGAUAGACGAAUCUCAACGCUUCCCUCCCGUAGGCCGCGGACUCGGCAGGACAGUGUUUAAAGAAUGCCAAAAGGAGGAGGCAGCCGGUCGCACACCAAUUGUCCCAUUCCCAGACGACGAGGUGUAUCUUCCCUUUCCAACACCGUCGAACUGGCCAUCGGCUCAGCCGAUUGAGGAAACUCAACAUUCAUUCCAGACGACAUACGAGAAUACACUUCCCUCGCUACCACCAGAGAAGCGAGCUUUUCCUCCUGAAAUGAUGAGUUGCGCAGCCGCAAUAAAAGCCAUGAGUCUCAAAGAGACUGUUCAAGAAACCACCCCAAUUUUGUCUGUUGCGGCAAGACGGCCGGAUAAGAGAAGCCACGCUGCUAAACUUCGUCAAGACGCUCAGGUCGCCGCCUCGCCUCGCAGCACCGCCCAUCGUGUACAGUCAACGCAGGGAAUUCUCAGCGAUGGACCCAUCCGUGCCGUCAAAGCGACGGCGGAAAAUAUCAAGGUCAGAGGAGAAUGGAUUGAGGAUGCCGUUGCUCCUAGUACGAAUUCAAAGACGGAUGCGAAGAAGGAAACAUUGAGAGCUGGUGCCGUGCGACGAGCAGGAACCUCCAAGCAAUUGAAUUCGAAGAGCAGCGGCACGGCAUUAGAGCAACCUCAACCAUCUCAAUCCAGCGAGCCUCUGCCGACAAGAGUGACAAGAGCCCGCACUGGGUUGAGAGCUGUGGAAAGUAUCAGGGUUGAGUCAGCCUAUCAGUCAAGCACCACCGCGGCGUCUCAGUCAAGACGCGCAGGCACAACAUCAAGAUCAUCCUCGAGCCGGACCAGCUCGAGACAAGGGCUCAUUGGCCCAGAUGAUUCGCAAGAGGUGCUGUCAAACACCCUUCCGAACCGUGUUCUGGCCCAACUUGCCAAGUUUCACCACAAUGUCUCGGAAGCCUUAGCUAGCCAAAAUGUGGAGACCCGGACGGCGGCGCGCAAGCCUGCAAGCAUGAAGGAAGGUUCUAUUGUCGUCAAAUGGGUUGACUAUACAAACAAAUUUGGUAUCGGCUAUGUGCUCAAUGAUGGCAGCAUUGGCUGUCUCAUGAAUGCUAGAGAUGGCAUGCCGCCUGGCUGCAUUCUGGUACGGGACGGCGAGAAGCAUAUGAAGAGAAAAGCCUCACCAUCCUACCCAGAGAAGGAGGAAAUUGUGCCCCAAUCGGGUGAUCCUAUCGAAUUCCUCGAGAAUCGAGGAGAGGAAGGGUUUGUUCGAUCACGUGUGGACGCUGGAAUGUUCAAGGUGACCUAUGACGGAGAAGGUACCGGUCGACUUUACCCGGGUGUUGAUACCUAUGAGAAUAGGAAGAAGGAGACAGUAAUGAUCUGGAAGAAAUUUGCACACUACAUGCAUUCCACCCUUCGAGAGGACGAAGAUGCUGCGUCGGAAGGCGAGGGCCCAGCUUCUGCUACCGGCAGCCAGUCAAAGCCCUGUGUUAAAUUUUUCCAGCGCUUGGGUAACGUCGGAGUUUGGGGAUUUGUAAAUGGAACCUUUCAGUUUAACUUUCCGGACCACACAAAGAUUGUUAUGUCCGAAGACGGAAAAUGGUGCGACUUUUACCACCUCCAGCCAAUUGCGGCACGUGCGCUUCAACACAAUGAUGUUGAAUACCUCUCGAACGCGAUGCUUGAUGAGCGCGAGAUUCUGUCGUAUUCGGUCCGAGAUAUGCUGCGAGGCAGCCACGGCCGGCAUCAAUUUGGAGAUGUCAUCAAGGCCAAUCAAUUUGAGCGGAAGCUGUAUUUCAUCGAGAAUGUUGUCCUGCAGUGGCUUGCCAAUAAAGGCCUUGGCCGACAGGAUCUGACGCAAAAGAUCAAAUGGGAAGGCAUGCAAGAGAAGACUGCAUCAGGAAAAAGGGGAAAGCUUGUGUGGGUCACGGUUGGGGCAAGAGGUGAAGAUGUUCGUGUGACUGAGGAAACGUGAAUUUACGAGCCCUGAAGCGUGGGCAGGAUAUGCUUAAUCCAGAGCAUCGGUUGGAUGAACCCAACAUCCCCCUUGAUAGACUUCAUCCAUUGACGACGUUACGACCGCUAUGACGCUUAGCAUUUGCAUUUUUAAAAACUCACACGCGCAAGAAAGUCAGGCAUUGGGCUGGAUUCGGCGUUUGGAACUUUGCCGUACAAUUCUGUCCGAUUCAGAUAUUUUCUUGUUUUAGCUUUGUCUCUGUUUCUGGGCUUGCAAGUCACAAACUCGAUGGCAUGCAUCAUUCAAAGUGCAGCAUUGCUUUUCUUCAGCAUUAUGCUUUUGACGGAAAAU